Acanthosepion pharaonis is the source of this 561-nucleotide messenger RNA. The record is from the annotation of a GenBank genome assembly. NCBI's taxonomy places the organism in Eukaryota, Metazoa, Mollusca, Cephalopoda, Sepiida, Sepiidae.
AUGACCACAUUACUCUUGCCAAAUACGCUUUACUGCUUUACACAACUUAUUCUUUCUUUUCUUUUUGACUAUCUUGUAUUGUGGGUGCCCAAAAUGUCUCCACAUCUCUCGUAUCCAGUCCGAGUUGAUUUGAUUGAACUUGUAAAUGUCGAUGUUCGAUUAGCGCUGAUUUUGUAUCCGUCACUAAAAACGGAUAAUUCGGUUACUAUUUUAAUUAUCAUUUUCCCUUGGAUUCUCUGUCUUUCUUUCUUUCUUGGUAUAUUCAUAUCUAUCUAUCUAUCUAUCUAUCUAUCUAUCUAUCUAUCUAUCUAUCUAUCUAUCUCAGUCUAUAGAUUAAUAGAUAUGAACGGCUCACUGAGUUCUUGCAACAAACAAAUAACACGUAUCUAUCUAUCUAUCUAUCUAUCUAUCUAUCUAUCUAUCUAUGUAAACUCCAUUAGGUUCACUGAGUUCUUGCGACAAAUAAGUAAUGCGUAUCUAUCUAUCUAUCUAUCUAUCUAUCUAUCUAUCUAUGCAUCUAUGCGUGUCCGUGUUUGUGUAUGUGAACUGUAUGAAAAAUAA